Molecule: messenger RNA, 2371 nt
Organism: Cherax quadricarinatus
Lineage: Eukaryota; Metazoa; Arthropoda; Malacostraca; Decapoda; Parastacidae
Molecular function (GO): metal ion binding
Source: RefSeq, a predicted model, not a curated record
GGCAGAAAUCCUAUGCAUAAGCAAGUUGCAGUGAUAAUGAACUAUCUAAACAGUCAUGAUCUGGUUUCAGUCGUAGUAAGUUAUUAAUGCAGAUAUGAAUUCAAUCACAAAUGCAUUACAGAGUAAUAUAUGCGUAAUUUUGAACAAUAUAUUUUAGUAGAGUUAGCCCAGGCAACAGCAUAGAAAACAUUUGUUUGUAAACACAAUGGCUGGGCUGGUGGCUGACUAUGGUUCUUCAUCUGACGAGGAUAAAAGUGACGAUGAACUUACUCAACACCUAUUGAACAAGACCACCAGCAAGACAGCUGUCAACUACUUUGAAUCUUCUUUUGAGCAAGAACGGCAGAUCAAAAGAAAUAAGAAAGAAGAACCCAGCAGCCCUGUAAUUCUUGCAAAUCCCCUUCGUGACAAUGCAACUCUGUCUCCAUAUGAUGACGAUCAUUCUGCUUCUGUGUUCUUUAAUCCAUUCCACAAAGCACAAGAGGAUAAAAAGAUGGUGUUGGAGAAACAUGUAAAAAUGACAGAAAAUCCUAAAGAUGUCCUAGAAAUCAACGGAAAGAAAAUUUGUUGGAAUUAUAGAAAAGGUCGCUGCAAAUUUGGACAUAAUUGCAAAUUUGCACAUGAUUCAGAUAUAAGCCAGCCUUAUGACUCGAGAGAGACUCAGAACUCCAUUACAAACUCGAGUGCAGCAUCAGUAUCCUUUGGGGAGUUAGGAACCCAGGUGUUAGUAGCAGAACCAACGGUAGAUGAAGUAACACUAAAAAAAAAGAAAAAACGUCCAGGUUUGUCGGAUAAAAUUAUUCCAGGUAAAAAGGUACAAAAACUGCACCGCAAACAGCAGGCCAGAGAAACGCCAUGGCUUUUGAAGCGAUGAUUUUUUUUUUUUCAGUCAGUAAAGUGUACCUUUUGUAGGGUAAUCAAUUUCUUUAUUCCAAGUAGGAGCUGGUAAGUGUGUUUAAUAAUUAAAAUUUGUAUUUUUGUAAAAUUCUUAAUAGACUUCCAGUUCAUUGUAAUAUGCAAUAUAGUAUAAAGCACUGCACUAAGUGUAAAAUCAAUAUUUUUCACAAAGUAUUAAUAGCACUUGAAUUCAUUAAACAGUGUGUAUCCCUGUUUUUUUAUGAUGCAAUUUCAUACCAGAGAUAUGCAGUACAUUGUUAUUAUUAAUAUUCAAUGUUGUUUAUAGUCAUUCUCUUAUAAAAUAUAAUGGUUAUAUUCUUCAUGAAACAAGAAAUGCCAUAUGCAAUUCACAAUCACCCAACAAUUUGAAAAUUUUAAGCAACAUUGCAGUUCCUUGUGGCCCAUUAUGAAAUCAGGAUGUACCAUAUACUAUGCAUAGGUGUACAGUUUUGGAAAAUGUAACAAUAAUUCCCUGUUAAGUAAAAGAACAAUUUGUUACAGCAGAAAUGCAACAAAUUGGCUUGUCCAUAAUUACACAUAUGUUAAUAUUCACAAGAGAUAGAGCUUAGAAGUCAGUGAAAGUUUGCAUUGUGUAACUAGAAUAGAAAUGUUUAAAGUAAAAAAAGAAUAUUUUUCUAGGACAAAUGCUCCAUUUAUUUAUUGAUGGGUAUAUAUACUAAGAGGUAUGUAUCUCUCAGAAUAUAUACAUACUGAGAUUAUAGCUUGAAUGGGUUUAAAGCAUAUUGAUUACACAAGGGACAUUAAGACUGCAUGUUAUCCGUUCACCAUGUCAAGAAUACUUUAAUUCUUAAAAUGGGCUUUACAGUAAAAUUUCAGUGAUUGUACUGUACAAUGAGAGAGACAUCUCUCGAUGCAUAUGUCCUGGGCAUUGAGAGUUUCUUUUAAUCCAUCUUUUAGAAAUCAGGUUAUCCUUGACUGGUGGUAUACAGGCAGUAUGUAGCCUGAAUGAGCCUUAUAUGGUUAACAGGUUUUAAACCUAAUAAACCAACCAACUAAUCCCUAUAUUCAUUCUGUUUCAUUAAUGGCUUGUCAUUCCAUAAUGUAGGAGUCUUUAACCCUCACAUUUUUAAGUCUACAUUUACAAGAUAACACAGUUCACUGUGAUGACCACUUUCCAAACAGACUUUUAACAGAUUACUUGGUAUGCAGUAUUAUAAUUGAUAGUGAACUAGCUCAUACAGAUAUUACAUGUAGUAAUAAAAUGCCUUUCUAGUUAGAAUGCAAAUUUUCAGGUAGUGACAAGGAUUGAUUAAUUUGUCUUAUAAUGCAGUUUAUUAAUGAAGUUAUUUUUUCAGUUGGUAAAGUCAGCUGGUGUAGCAUAGAUUUCCAUACCUAUCAUGAGCUAUGUAUAUCAUCAUUAUAUUAAGAGUACUGAACUCCAUCAUUACCUAAAGCAUGAUAUAUUUGUACAUUUAUAUGUAUCUCAACAUUAAAUAUAACAUUCUAAUGCUGA